AAGGACCUGUACAAGGAGGCCAUGAUGGAGGAGCACCAGCCUCUUAUAUCACAAGCAGAAAAUUCCCAUAAGAAUUCUGAGGGAAACUUCAUGUUGUCACUAAAUUAUAAAGUAGAAGAUGAAGACAACAUGCAGUGCUCUUCAGGAGAAAACCUUAAUGUACAUCCAGGACUUCACAGUACAGAUCUGUCAUAUAAUCCCCCUGUUCAUGAGGAAUCUUCUGACCAAUCACAGAUUGCUACCACAAGGGCUGGUCAGAAAGGGGGUGAAAGGUUUCAAGAGAUCACAAAAAGAUCAAGUCUUUCUACAGACAGAAGAAUUCGCACACGGGAGAAGCCGUUUUCAUGUCCAAAAUGUGGGAAAUAUUUUGCAUAUAAAUCGGAGCUUGUUCGGCAUGAGAGAAGUCACACAGGAGAGAAGCCGUAUUCAUGUUCAGAAUGUGGGAAAUGUUUUACAGUUAGACAAACUCUUGUUAAACAUGUGAUACGUCAUAGAGGAGAGAAGCCGCAUUCAUGUUCAGAAUGUGGGAGAUGUUUUAGUGAGAACUCAAGUCUUGUUAAACAUAAGAGAAUUCAUACAGGAGAGAAACCGUAUUCAUGUUCAGAAUGUGGGAAAUAAAUCAAAUCUUGUUACACAUCA
Molecule: messenger RNA, 639 nt
Organism: Bufo bufo (common toad)
Lineage: Eukaryota; Metazoa; Chordata; Amphibia; Anura; Bufonidae
Product: zinc finger protein 528-like
Exons: 3
Coding region: 22-618 (198 amino acids)
Biological process (GO): regulation of transcription by RNA polymerase II
Molecular function (GO): RNA polymerase II cis-regulatory region sequence-specific DNA binding; DNA-binding transcription factor activity, RNA polymerase II-specific
Source: RefSeq, a predicted model, not a curated record